AUGAUGGCCUACCCACGAUCGGUCGAGCAGCUCAGCUCGAUUGCCCAGCUGCCCUUCGACCGCCGGCUGCCGAUCAAGUCCUACGUCCGGAGCUGCGAGAUGCUCUACCAGCAGGCCAGGGUGCACCAGGAGAACGAGCAGGCCGAGCUGGCGUACAUCUACCUCUACCGAGCAGAACGGAUCACCCAGCACGAUCUGCCGAGCCAUCCCGAGUACGGCGCACUGCCGCCAGGCUACCGGGCCCAGCUCAAAGCAGACGCUGCCAAAUACCGCAAUGCCCUCGAGCCCAUCCGAGCCAGACUCGCCCCCGGCCCCGACCCGCUCCUCCAGACCCAGUCCCAGUCCCCCUUGGACGACUGGACCCUCGUCGAGCCCCCCCGCCACUACGAGCCCCUCCGCAAAUCCUCCUGGCAGCCCCCCGCCAUCCGCCCCAAACUCCCCCGCACCAGCCGCUCCUCCGCAUCGCCUUCGACCACUACCCGCUCCUCUUCCGCUUCAUCUCUGCCCAGCGACAGGAACCCGCUCGCCUGGCCGGUCGAGCUCGGAAACGGCCUGGGCCAACGCAUGAGCGUCGCACGCUCCCUCGACCCUCCUCAACCUCAGUCCUCCUCCUCUAGUCGCCCGGAUCCUCCUCCGCGCACCGCCACCGCCGGGACGACGUUCAGACACCCCGCCCUCUACGACCUACCAGACCCCAUCCCGUCGCCCACUCUCGAUCGUCCAUCGGCCUCGUCUGGCGGCCCAACCUCGCCCAAGAAGCCCGUCUCUCAUCCGCUCACUUUCGCCCGCUUCGCCCGCUCCUCCGACGCCCUCCCUGCCUCCGAGGGCCCUUCCCGCGCAUCAGCACCCCCGCCCCUGUCCUCCUCCUUCCGCAACCUCCUCCGCCCAAGGAGACUCUCCUGGACCGCCGCCUCUUCCAAGCCGGCCGCCCGCAGAGACUCGCUCACCGACUGGCCCUCGUCCUGGCGUUGGCUGCGCAACCUCAAGCUUUCCCCGCCCGUCCCUACCCCUACUGCCCCCGUGUCGGCAGCCAUCUACGCUGACAUCCCCGCCACAUCCCCGCUCUACUCCGUCCCUCCUAGCCGCACUCAGUCGGCCACGAAGGGCACAGACCACGGACGCAGGAGGCCGAUGACCUGUCCCGCCGACCUCAAAGGGGGCAAGCUCGUCGUCGACACUCUGCUCAUCCCCAAACAACGGUCGACGGCCGAUACCUGCCACACCGUCGACGAGGCGGCCACGUUCGCGUUCCAGAGCCGCGCCGGACUCAUGACGCUGGGCUGGAUCCACACCCACCCGACCCAGACCUGCUUUAUGUCCUCAGUCGACCUCCACAACCACCUGUCAUACCAGCUCAUGCUCCCCGAGGCCGUCGCGAUCGUCUGCAGCCCGUUCAAACAGCCCAGUGUGGGCGUGUACACGUUGACGGAGCCGCACGGGCUGCACACGAUCCGCUCCUGUGUGAUGAAGCCCGACGCGUUCCAUCCCCAUCCGCAAGACGACGACCCGGCUCGGCCCAUAUACACCACACCGGACGCCCGCCUGUUCGCCUUCGGCGGCCAAGACCAACGCAUGGACCUCGACAUCGUCGACUUGCGCUAG
Molecule: messenger RNA, 1602 nt
Organism: Puccinia triticina
Lineage: Eukaryota; Fungi; Basidiomycota; Pucciniomycetes; Pucciniales; Pucciniaceae
Exons: 10
Coding region: 1-1602 (533 amino acids)
Biological process (GO): protein K63-linked deubiquitination
Cellular component (GO): membrane; endosome
Molecular function (GO): metallopeptidase activity; K63-linked deubiquitinase activity; protein binding
Source: RefSeq, a predicted model, not a curated record